Acaulospora morrowiae is the source of this 2302-nucleotide messenger RNA. NCBI's taxonomy places the organism in Eukaryota, Fungi, Glomeromycota, Glomeromycetes, Diversisporales, Acaulosporaceae. The record is from the annotation of a GenBank genome assembly.
AUGGGUAAACAUAAAUUAUCAAAAUCUCAAAAAACACCUAUUCAUAUAGAACCUUCGUGGGUUGAUUUUAUUGAUGAUUAUAUUUCCAAUAAUUCAAAAGAGUUGCAUGAAAGUACAAAGAAAAUCAAAGAACUUGUUUGUGAUCCCAAGGCAACAUGGGAGAAACAGUGCAAGCUUUUAAAAGAUAUUGAAAAAUUUUUACCUUCGAAAAGAAAUAAGAACAAUCAAGAUCUAAUCGUUGAAUCUUUAUCUGACAAUUUUUUGCAUCAGAUAAAUGUCAUCAUCGAGCCAAUAAUUUCAGAAAUUUAUUUUAUGUCGGUUGAUCCAUUAAUAAAACGACAUUGCAUUCCGAUACUGGAAGCUUGUUAUAUAGUUUCUUCAAAAUCGCAAUUUUCUGAUGAUACCUUGAAGGAAUCGGAUGAAGUUGCUACGAGUUUUACCAAGGAAUAUACCAAUUAUAUUUCGAACAAGUAUUACUCGACACAAUCAUUCUUUCAAAAAUCGAUGACAGUAUACCUGACAUUAGACUUUCCAGUCGGGUUCUCUACCGUGAAAAAAAAACUAAUUGAUACGGUCUUUUUUUUGGUGGACUGUCUAACAAAUAUUAUUCAAAAUGUAAAUAUAGAAAAAGAAAAUUCAAAUAAAAUUCCAUUAGGCGGUUCAUCAAUGUCUAUCAAACUUUCACAACACAUGAGUGAUUCUCAGCAUGUCAUGAAAACGAUGGUAGCGUUAUUAUCUAGAUUUCAUACAGAGUUAAGAUCCAAAUUCGAAAACGUUGGAGAGAGAUAUGAUAGUUCCCACGGUAUUUCAUAUGAUUCCAGAGUAGAAGCGAUGGUUUGCAAGCUACUCAGCGGAUGCUUUGUUAUAUGCUCUGACGAAAUUUACGUUAAGGAUGUUAGACAACUUUCUGGAAUGGCAUUAGCCGCAACAUUUAACCUGCUUGGCUCACCUGGAUUCGUGAGCAGGUUGGUAGUAGAUCAAAUUUUUAAGGCUUCACGUUUUCAAGAUCAGAAUUCUCAAUGUAUCUUAGACAGAAUGGGAAUCAAAAUUCCUGUUUCAUUAAUUGAUGAGCAUGGAUGGUCUGGUGACGAACCUUUAAUGCUAGUUGUUAGCCGAGGACUACUAUCGAAUUUGUCGAGGUCAACAUUGAUAUAUCCAAUAUCUUUGGAUUGUGAAUCUGCGGUUGCGGCUUUAAGAUCUCAUUCGAAUAUAAAGUCACUUCAUCAUAUACUGUUCAUUAGUAUUGAACAUUUUUCUGAUAAAGCACUCAGUGUGCAAACAAAAGUGGUGGCAUUCGAAACAAUCGGGAUUUGGCUUGAAGAAACGGAGGGUAUGUUGGGCGAUCCAUGUAACGAUGAUCAAGAAACAAUGGGAAUUAGAUUAAUAUUUAGCUCAGAUGUAUUGGAAAAAUUAAUGUCAUAUGUUUGGAAUAAUUGGGAUGACCCGGUAGAUGCCAUUCAAUAUAAGGUCAAAACGAUAUUUGAAAAAUUGUUGGACGUGUAUUAUCUUAAAUGCCAUAUAGAAAAUUCGACAGAAUUAUAUGAUCAAUUUCAAAUGAGUCUAUUAAAGCGUUUGCUUGUGAUGGAUUCGUAUCGCAAAGUAAAAUAUGCACUAUUGUCAUUAUUGCUUCCCAAGAUUGGAACAAAGAUUAUUCUAGAGAUGCAAACUGAUUUUGUAAGUUCUGUAUUGGAAGUAUUUCAGAAUCUUGUUAUUGCCCCAAGAGCUGCGCAGUUGUUGGUUUUAUUCCUUGAUCAAUACUUCAAUGAAAUUGCGAAAUCAUCCAGCAAGGAUGCAUCUAAUGUUUUACAGCACGAGGACAUUGAAGGGCAAUGGGCAGAAUUGUGGCUUAGUCCAAUUUGCAAAGGUCUUUUAUCAAGUGAUGAAAUUUUGAGAAAAAAUAUAGGAGCCUUCGUUUUAAAGCCUCUGUUCAAAAGUAGGCCGAGUUCAUUUUGGAAAUUAUUAGAAAAAUUACAAGAUCAGAAGAAUUCAGAAGGCUUUAUAAAAGACGAACAAUAUAGAUUAAAUGCCCUGAUAAUGAUAGUUAAGAUCGCAAAAUCUUUAGAUAUAAUAGAUAGUGGCAAGUUCAUCGAAGAUCCCUCAAAUAAUAAAAGAUUCUGCUUACAGUCUCUUCGUGAUGCAAUCUAUCAUCUGGAUCCAAACAUUCGCAUUGAUAUCCUUGGUCUCAUCUGUGAAUCCCAAAAAUCAACAACGGAGAUAACAUCAGUUGAACUUUCACUCCUCAAAUCAUUUUUCAAAAUGAAUCUCAAUUCGACUUCUCCGGAAUUCCGACAAAAACUCUAUG